AUGCCACCGUUUGUUUUCGAGCUGAUGGGAGUGGUUCCUGCUCCGCUGAUGAUGGCAGCUAGAUUGGACUUUCUUGUUACUCCUCGGAUACGCAAACGCAUACGCAAACGUCGUCACACGGAAGACCCUCUUAUGGUGUACGAGUCGCAAAUCAAUACCAGCUUUGAGCUGGCCAUCAGUACCACGCUCGCACUUUUUCGCAGUGCUGCUGAUAAGUAG
Penicillium odoratum is the source of this 219-nucleotide messenger RNA. RefSeq lists its product as uncharacterized. The coding region runs from base 1 to 219 and encodes 72 amino acids. The transcript has 2 exons. NCBI's taxonomy places the organism in Eukaryota, Fungi, Ascomycota, Eurotiomycetes, Eurotiales, Aspergillaceae. The record is from RefSeq and is a predicted model, not a curated record.